Messenger RNA from Staurois parvus, 361 nucleotides. The record is from the annotation of a GenBank genome assembly. NCBI's taxonomy places the organism in Eukaryota, Metazoa, Chordata, Amphibia, Anura, Ranidae.
UUAUGUUAAGGGGACACAAAUGGGCACAUACUGUGGAAAGGGGCACUCUGAUGGGCACAUGUGAUAGAAAGGGGCACUCUGAUGAGGAAUAUCAUAGAAAGGGGCACUCUGAUGAGGAAUAUCAUAGAAAGGGGCACUCUGAUGAGGAAUAUGAUGGAAAGGGGCACUCUGAUGGGGAACUGAUGUAAGGUGGCAAUGUGAUGGGGAUACUUAAUGUAAAGGGGCAUUGUGAUGGGGACAACUGAUGUAAAGGAGAACUCUGAUGCGCACACCUGAUGUGAUGGGAAUACAUGAUGUAAAGUUGCACUCUGAUGGCAACACAUAAUGUAAGGGGCACACUGAUGGGCACACCCUAUUUGAA